GGGAGGGGCGGUGAGAGGCGCGAAUCCAAAAGGCGCGGGGCGCGGGCGGCGCGGGAGUCCCAGCGAGGAGGCCUGCCGGGGUCCAGAGAAUCGCCCACCGCUGUCUCUUGCCCAGGCCGGGAAAAAGGCAGAACCUGAGCCUACUUGAACACAAGGGCUUGGCGGAGGAAUUUUUCAAAGGCCCAAAGGCCAGCCGUUGAAGCACUGGUGGUCAGCCCGGGAGGCCCCGAGUGAGAUUUGGGGACCGGCUCCACCUCAGGCCAUGCCAAGCCAGGGUCUACCCCUCCGAGUGGCCACCCUGCUGACCGGGCUGCUGGAAUGCCUUGGCUUUGCUGGAGUCCUCUUUGGUUGGGCAUCGCUAGUGUUCGUCUUCAAAACAGAGCAUUACUUUGAGGAGCUGUGUGAACCAGAUGGCGCGCUGAUGGGCAAUCUUACGGGGCAGGCUGACUGCAAAGCCCAGGAUGAGAAGUUCUCACUCAUCUUCACCCUGGGAUCCUUCAUGAACAACUUCAUGACAUUCCCCGCCGGCUUCAUCUUUGACAGGUUCAAGACCACCGUGGCUCGUCUCAUAGCCAUAUUUCUCUACACCAGCGCCACACUCAUCAUAGCCUUCACCUCUGCAGGCUCAGCCCUGCUGCUUUUCCUGGCCAUGCCCAUGCUCACCGUGGGAGGGAUCCUGUUUCUGAUCACCAACCUGCAGGUUGGGAACCUCUUUGGCAAACACCGCUCAACCAUCAUCACCCUCUACAACGGGGCGUUUGACUCCUCCUCGGCAGUCUUCCUUGUCAUCAAGCUGCUUUAUGAGCAGGGGAUCAGCCUCAGGGCCUCCUUCAUCUUCCUCUCUGUCUGCAGUGCCUGGCAUGUUGUGCGUACUUUCCUCCUGAUGCCCCGAGGCCACAUCCCCUACCCACUGCCCCCCAACUACCGCUACGGCCUGUGCUCCGGGAAUGACACCACCGAGGGGGAGAAGAACGCAGCUGAGUCCGACAAGGUAGAAAUGCAGUCGAAUGAGUUCCUUCCAGCAAAGGAAGAGACACUAGAACCUGGCAAGCAGCCGGAGUCCCGCUCUUUCUGGCACCACGCACUCUCUCAGCGCUUUGUCUGCCACCUGGUGUGGCUGUCCGUGAUACAGCUGUGGCAUUACCUCUUCAUCGGCACCCUCAACUCGCUGCUCACCAACCUGGCGGGAGGCAACAGAGUGCUAGUCAGCACCUACACAAAUGCCUUCGCCAUCACUCAGUUCUUUGGGGUGCUGUGUGCCCCCUGGAACGGCCUGCUCAUGGACCAGCUCAAGCAGAAGUACCAGAAGGAAGCAAAAGACAAAGGGUCCUCGGCCAUGACAGUGGCCCUGCGCUCCGCGGUGCCUUCUCUGGCCCUGACAUCUCUCCUGUGCCUGGGCUUCGCCGUCUGUGCCUCGGUGCCCAUCUUGCCUCUCCAGUAUGUCACCUUUAUCCUGCAAGUGAUCAGCCGCUCCUUCCUGUACGGGGGCAACGCCGCCUUCCUCACCCUCGCUUUCCCUUCAGAGCACUUUGGGAAGCUCUUUGGGCUGGUGAUGGCCUUGUCAGCCAUUGUGUCUCUGCUCCAGUUCCCUAUCUUCACCUUCAUCAAAGGCCCCCUCCAGAAUGACCCGCUCUACGUGAAUGUGAUGCUGGUGCUUGCUACUGUGUUGACGUUCAUCCACCCCUUCUUGGUGUACUGGGAGUGUCGGCGGGAAAAGAGCUCUCUUGCAGCCGCCUAGCUUGGAAGCUGUCGCUCUUCAGCCCUGACAAUGCUCUGUUAAUCUUUCCCCACCUUUGAGGACCCUGUGUCCAGGAGCACUUGACCUGCCCAGGCUACUUAUAUUAAUUAGCCAUUACUUUUUUUUUUUUUUAAAGACAUAUUUAGCUGCUAGCAGACAUUGGGAUUUGUAGACUGUCCAUUGUCACACUGAUUGCUGUCCUAUAGGUCUAGAGCCAAGGCCCAUGGUGGCCCUUGGUUUUGGAGCAGGAAGCGCAUGACUUGGGUAGACACUUGGUCUGGGAGGGGUGAAGGGAUGAGGGAGGAAGGGUGUGACCUGCUUCUUUGGACCUCUUUGGCUGUGAAGCCUGUGUGUGCCGAGACCUUCACGCCAGGUAAGCCUCCGGGUGGAGAGUGAGCUGGUCGUGGCCUUGGCCGUCACGCCUGGCACUUAGAGGUGGGUCCCUCUGUGUUUGGGCAUCAUAUAAAGCAUUUCUCUGGGGAGUAAUCUUAUAGAGAAAUAAAACCUCUCUGCCGAAGGCAA
Molecule: messenger RNA, 2260 nt
Organism: Neogale vison (American mink)
Lineage: Eukaryota; Metazoa; Chordata; Mammalia; Carnivora; Mustelidae
Gene: SLC43A3
Product: solute carrier family 43 member 3
Exons: 13
Coding region: 263-1738 (491 amino acids)
Biological process (GO): transmembrane transport
Molecular function (GO): transmembrane transporter activity
Source: RefSeq, a predicted model, not a curated record